CUUGAAGUGUACAGGUACCCUGCCUUGUAACCUCGAUCCCACCUAAAAACUAAAAGGGCAAAACCCUCGCAGUGGAAUCGUCUUCGGAGCCGUUUCCAUGGCUACCAAGAAGCGCAAGGUCGACCAAGAGGGCGAGCUCCUCUCCGCCGCCUCGGAUCCCCUUCCGCCGCCCGUCCUCUACACCCCUGCUCUCGCCUCCGACGAGGAGGACGCCGACGGCGAUGAUGACGAAGUGGGUAUGUUUCUGGAGACGUUCUCCCGUGACCAGCUCGUUACCCUCCUCAGCUUCGCUGCGGAAUCCGAUGGCGCUACCCUGGCCGAGAUCCGCCGCACCGCUGACCUAGAUCCCUCGCACCGCAAGCUCUUUGUCCACGGGCUCGACUGGGAAACCACCGCCGAGGGCCUUCGCUCCGCGUUUGCCCGCUACGGAGACAUUGAUGACUGCCGCGUCAUCUUUGACAAGGUCACUGGCCGAUCCAAGGGAUAUGGUUUUGUUCUCUUCUGUCACCGGAGCUCCGCUCGCCGCGCCCUCCGCCGCCCGCAGAAGCUAAUUGACAGCCGCAUGGCCUCCUGCCAGCUCGCAUCUUCUGGCCCCGCGCCCAAUCCCCAAAAUUCUGCCCAGAACCACUCAAACUUUAACACUGGCCCUAGUGUUGCCACUUAUCAGGAUAAUGUCGCGAGGAAGAUCUAUGUAGGAAACGUUAAUUGUGACGUUGAUGGUGGUCGUCUCCUUGCCUUUUUCUCCCAGUAUGGUGAGAUCGAGGAGGGCCCUAUUGGCUUUGAUCGGCAUACAGGGAAGCCCAAAGGCUACGCUUUAUUUGUCUAUAGGACGGUGGAUGGCGCCAUGAGAGCCCUCGAGGAGCCAAAUAAGAAUUUUGAGGGAAUAGUUCUUCAAUGUGAGAGAGGUAAUGACAGAAGUAAGGGGACACAAUAUCAUAAUGCAGCAGCUCCACUCAAUGUAGCACCGAGUACAGGAACUCUGAAUGGUCCUGGUUAUACUAUGCCUGUAGCAGACACUGGGUUAGCACAACAAGCUGCAAUGAUGGGGCAGGGCCUUCUUGGCAUGGGCGGGGCACAAGCGUUUGGGCAGGCUAUGCAAUCAAAUGCUGCAAUGCUUGCUCUACUGACAGCUGCUGGGCAGAAUCCAGCAGCUUUUGGAAUCACACCUACUGUGCUUAGUUCUUUGAACCCUGCUUUUGCAACUGCUUUUGGUGCAACAGGGAGCCAGCAGACGGCACCCACUUUACCUCAGAUGGCACAGGUGCCAAAUUAUGGGGUCGUAAAUUCUGGGUAUCAGGGAUCUGCAGGUUUUCAGGGAUCUGCAGGUUUUCAGGGAUCUGCAGGAUUUCAGGGUUCACCAGGGUUUCAAGGGCCUCCAGGGUUUCAGGGUCCUCCAGGCUAUCAGAGCAAUCAGUCUGUCGCUCAACAAGCACCUGGAGGUGGCAGCUCUUACCCAACAGGGGCAACUCCAAUGUCAAGGCGAUCGACUGGAUCAAUGGGCGGAUAUGGACAAUUUUAGAAUUUGAUGUCUUGGGCUCUGACAAUAAUGGAGUAGAGUGCUAACAGAGGUGUCAUGCCGCAGCUGCAGCUGCAAACGCAUGUAUUUUCAGAUGUGAUGUUUACUUGACUUGUGAAUGAUUUAUCUUGCUUUUUUAAGCACAUAGGUUAUGGUUAGUGUCUUUCUAACACGUCUUUAAUUUCUCUCAUUUGAUCCUUAUUACAGCAUUGGCUAGAACCUUCUAGCCUCUUCUUGGUCCUAUUUCUGAAAAAUCAUAGGUUCAACAGUGAGACAUGUCUGUUCUGACCUUUUGACCAUGUACAGUAUUGAAGAGACUGCUGUGAUGCUGAACAUUCUUCUUCUACAUUGGAGCAAAUAAGGUUUAUCUCUUGCAAUAUUGAUUAAAUUAUCAUUCUUGUUUUACUUCAUUUUAGUGUAUCCUGCUAAAAUAUCUUUCGCCUCUCUUUUGCCCCUCUUUUGCCUCCUUUGCAAUUGCAUUUAGCAAUAGAAUAGCAAACUGCAGGAUAGAUAUGCACCUUAAUAAUUUUUUAUGACCAUUCUAUUUUGUGACUGCUAUUACUGUUUGUUUUAUUUUCAAUGGCAUGCCAUUGAUCACUGACAUACUUUUUUGCUCUCUAAGAGAAAGCUACUAUCAUAAAACUUUCAACCUAGAGUAAACUCUGAAAUGAUAAUGGUGAGGUAGUAUUUCUUGAAAAUUUAUUUAAACACCAUAAUUUUUAACAAACGCUCUUUUUCUUAGAAGAUUUUGUAUUUUUGUGGUGUAUUUUUGCAUUUAUUGCCAUCAAGUAGGUGAAUUUGUUGCAUAGUAUUUAAGGCAGAAGAUUCAUGAUUACAUGUUUGAAAUUGCUACUUCAACUACACACAAGCAAGACUUUUUAGUUAUGUGGAAGUGGAACUAAAGUAUAUGUCAGCUACAUACCCUGAUAACCAAGGUAGUCUUUUUUCAUUAUCUUACUGGCUAUAUUUUGACAAGAACUGAGAUACACGAGGGACGGCAUAGAAAUUGAACAUUAGUGUGAACUUGACCUAACUGGACUUAACCUGAAUUUUAGUGUUUUCUGGUUGCUUGAUAUUGUGUGGAAGUGGAACUAAAGUAUAUGUCAGCUACAUACCCUGAUAACCAAGGUAGUCUUUUUUCUUUAUCUUACUGGCUAUAUUUUGACAAGAACUGAGAUACAUGAGGGACGGCAUAGAAAUUGAACAUUAGUGUGAACUUGACCUAACUGGACUUAACCUGAAUUUUAGUGUUUUCUGGUUGCUUGAUAUUGUCUUUUGAUUUGUUGUUUAAAUUUUAAGUAUACUUUGUUUAACUGGAAAUAGCCAAAUAGGACCUUUCCAGUCAGUUUCUUUUAAAAAUUUCAACUUGUAGAUUUUCUGUUUAAGAUGUAAUAGUAAUUGUUUAGUUAUUAAUAAAAUACAGUUGUUUUUCCUCAUAUUUUCAACUGAAACCUAGAAUCCAACCCACACAGGAUCAUGUUGGGUUAAGGCAUUAUCUAAAUAUAUUUCCACACCUAGUUAUGAUAUUAAGUUUUGGAGUCAUUGAAUAUUUUGAGGGUAAUCAUCUAGGAUGGUAUGAAUUUGUAUACUGAAACAAAGUGGGUCAAUCAUUUACCUAAGGAAGGUAUGAUUAACAAUAAAAUAGUUCAGAUGUUAGAAACAGUCUUUUGAAGAGCCUGGUGAAGGAAAAUUUCCAUCUCGUUCCUCCCAUUCAAAUUCAAAGUCAUUCUCAAACCUUACUAGAAGAAAUACUGAUGGAAAGUAGUAGUAGUAGUAGUAGUAAUGUUUUAUAAAAACCAGUGUUCUAGAAGGCACUGCCUAGGCAGUGGGCGGUUGCCCACCGCCCCACCUUUUGCAAAGGCGAUGGCAGUAGGCGUUGCCGCAUUAGUCGGCCGCCUAGGCGGCUCUUAGGCGCUGGCAUCUGAUUUUUUUUUUUUAAAUAAAAGACUGCUAAAUCAAUUGGUUGAUGGAUUAAACACCUCUAAUUGAUUGGGGCAAUCAAUUAGAAUGAGUUUUGCGAAAAAAGAAGCUUGCCGAAUCGAUUCGAUGAUAGUUUGAACACUUCUAAUCGAUUGGCCAAUCGAUUCGCAUGAGUUUUGCGAGAAACAACAAAUAGAAACCUGCUGAAUUGAUUGGCUAAUCGAUUGAACACUUCUAAUUGAUUGGCAAUCGAUUCGCAUGAGUUUUGUGAGAAACAGAAGCUUGCCGAAUCGAUUGGUCAAUCGAUUAAACACAUCUAAUCGAUUGACGAAACAGGUUUACAUUUUGAUUUUUGAAUCGUUUUAACAUUUCGCAAGAAAUGCCGAAUCGAUUGACGAAACAGGUUUACAUUUUGAUUUUUGAAUCGUUUUAACAUUUAAGGUUAGGUUAGCAGCAGCGCCUCUUCCUCUUCCUGUUCAAGUAGUUGCCUCUUCUCUUCCUCUUCAAGCAGCCACCGUCGCUUCCUCCUUUCCCUCCCCUUCUUGUUCUUUAUCAAAGAGCAGUACAUUUGCUACCAUUUUCUUCUCCAACAGCCAGUUAGCCACAGCAUCAGCCCUAGCUGCUGCCCUAGGCCAUAGCUGCUACCUUUAUCCCAGCCAACAGCCACCGGCACUUUGCCCUAUUUCUUGGCAUCAGCAGCCAAAGCUCAUCGUAGCUAGCGAAGGCUAUCAAAGACUAGGGAAAGCAUCCCUAACUGCUGGGCUGGAGCGCAGUGCCUUGUUCCCUCAUUUCCAGCCUUCGACGGUCUCAUUCUUUUCUUUCCAGUAGCUUUUUCUUUUGUUAGGUUAGUAAAUUUAAUUGUAUAUUUGUAUGUUAUUAAAUCUUGUAUGUUAUUGCUUGGCUUGGCUUGAAUUGAUAAUUGAUUUUUGGAAUGCUUAAUAACCAUUGCUUAACUCAAAUGAUUUUUUUAAAAUUGAUAUUGAUAAUUUUUUACUUGUAUAGUAAAAUGUUGGGUACUAUAUCUUCUAAAGCAUCUAAUUUAAUGUCGGAGAUUUAUACUUCUUUGAAGCGUAAUUCAAAUGAUGUUGGAUGAGAAUUUGCGGACUUGGUGGAUUCUAAUAAUUUGGAUAAGUUGAAAUGUAAGUUUGUGUGGAAAAAUUACUAGUGGAGGGAUUUAUAGUAUAAAACAACAUGUUGUCAAUAUCAAGGGGAAUGUUGCCCCGUGUAAGAAAUCUUUGGAUGAGGAUAAAGUGAAGUGUAAGAAUGCCAUUGAAGAAGCAAGAACAAAAAAGAAACAAAAGAAUAUGAACGAAAUAGAGGUGAGAGAAGUUGUUCUUGAAGAAUGAGGAAGAUAAAGGAAGUCUAGGGACAAGAAGAAAGCCGCAUACUCUUGGCCCUAUGGCCCGAUUUGCAUCUGUCAUUGAUCUCGAAUCUUCAUUGAGUGGAAGUAAUAAGACAAAACAAUAAUAAAUAUUAUUGAUGUACUUUGGAAGCAAAGGACACCGUGUGUACCAAUAUUUAGCUCGAUGGGUGUACGAGUCCGGUAUUCCUUUUCAUCCCAUUGACAAUGAUAGCUUCAAGAGGUUUGCGGAAGUGGUUAGUCAAUUUGGCCUGGGUUAUUGUCCUACAGCUCAAUACCUAUUAAGGGAGCCCUUAUUAAAGGAAGAGGUAAACAGAACUAAAAGUCUAUUAAAGAAGCAAGAAUAAGAAUGAGUUUUGAAUGGUUGCUCAAUUUUAACUAAUACUUGGAUUGACAGGAAAAGAAGUAUCAUGAAUUUGUGUGUUUAUUGUAAAGAAGCCACAACUUUCCUUUUUUCGAGGGAAGCAACGACUGAAGCACACAUCGGGAAUUAUAUUUUUGAAUAUGUGGACAAGUGAAUUGAAAAAGUUGGGCCCCAAAAUGUAGUUCAAGUGGUAACGGACAAUGCUUUGAAUAAUAUGGUGGCAAAAUAUUUGUUGAAGGAAAAGGGACCACAUAUAUUUUGGACUUCAUGUGCAACUCACAUCGUGAAUCUUAUGCUUCAAGGAAUUGGGAAUCAACCUAAAUUCAAAGGGGUGAUUGAGAAGGCAAAGAGUUUGAUAAUCUUUAUUUGUGCACAUCACAAGAUAUUGUCAAUGAUGAGAAAGUUUAUCAAAAAAAAAGGGACAUAAUAAGGCUGGGAGUAACAUGAUUUUCAAUCACUUUUCCAACUUUGCAAGCUUGAUAGAGAACAUAGUUGAACUAAGAGCUAUGAUUGCUAGUGAAGAAUGGAAUACUUGCUAACAUUCAAAGAGUGCAAAGGGGAAGGUGACAUAUAAUACCGCUAUGAGUGCCUCUUUUUGGAAUUGGGUAAGUUUUUGCUUGAAGGUGUUCGCCCCUUUAGUUAAGUUGCUUCGUCUUAUUGAUGGGGAUAAGAAGUCAUUUAUAGGUUUUGUGUAUGGAGAAUUACUUAGAGCGAGACAGGAGAUUAAAGUGGCAUUUAAAAAUCAAGAGCUUCACUAUCGUCCGAUUAUUGAUAGUCCACUACAUUUGGCGGCCUACCUCUUGAAUCCUUAUUACUACUUCAACGACCAGAGCAUAGGAAGUGAAGAAGUGGUCACGAAUGGAUUUUUCACUUGUAUUGAAGCAUUCUUUCCCGAUGAUAUUGAUAGCCAAAGUGAGAUAGUAAAUGUGCAGUUGUUGAAGUGUAUCAACAAAGCGGGGGGAUUUAGAAGAGCAUUUGCUAUAAUUGGAUGCAAAAAAAAAAAACGAUGAGAAAUAUGAUUCAAGUAAGAAUUAAGUAAUAAUUGCUUACUUUAUUUUGUAAUUUUUAUUGCUUGUUUCGUGAUUUUGCUUAUUGUUAUUAUUUGAUUUGUUUUUAUUUAGUUGGAUGGUGACAUCUUUUUGGAAAUGAUGUGCCUAAAUUGUAAAAAAUGGCUAAAAGGAUCCUUUCUUUAACUACAAGUUUUUUCAGUUGUGAGAGAAAUUAAAGUACUUUUGAGGGGGUAAGUACUUAAUUACUUAAUGUGUACUUAUUACUAAUUAUUAAUUACUAAAUGUCUAAAUAUGUGUUCAAUAUUAAUAUUUUUCUUUAAUGUAGAUUCAUACAAAGAAAAGAAAUAGAUUAGAUAUGGGAAGAUUGAACAAUUUAGUCUGUUCAAUUCAAUGCCAAGAUCAUAAACAAAAAGAGAAGACAAAAAGAAAAAGGAGUUGAUGUGCUACUUGCUAGUGAAGCAACUAUGACACAAGGAUGGAUUGUUGAUGGUGGAGAUGAAGAUGUUGAGACAAAUAUUGAAGAUAUAAGAGAAUUUCACGAAGAAGAAUUUGUAUUGGAUGAAGAAGAAAAGGAAAAUGUCAUGAAUUUUGAGUUUGAAUCCGAUAAAGGAAGUGUUGGAGAAAUAUGAAGAUGAAUUAGAAGAAGAAUUAGGGAUAUAGGAUUAUGAGUUAUUUUGUGUCCUUUUGCUAUUUUUAAUUUUCAUUGUAUGUUGAAGUUGAACAAAUUAAUAUUUUGAAUUUUGAUUAAUAUUUUGCUCCUUGUCAGUU
Molecule: messenger RNA, 6938 nt
Organism: Zingiber officinale
Lineage: Eukaryota; Viridiplantae; Streptophyta; Magnoliopsida; Zingiberales; Zingiberaceae
Product: UBP1-associated protein 2B-like
Exons: 2
Coding region: 98-1519 (473 amino acids)
Molecular function (GO): RNA binding
Source: RefSeq, a predicted model, not a curated record